Molecule: messenger RNA, 409 nt
Organism: Leishmania braziliensis MHOM/BR/75/M2904
Lineage: Eukaryota; Euglenozoa; Kinetoplastea; Trypanosomatida; Trypanosomatidae
Product: putative ubiquitin-conjugating enzyme
Exons: 1
Source: RefSeq, a predicted model, not a curated record
AUGCCUCUGACAGCGGCUGGCAUGAGGACUCUGAUGCGUCAGAUGCAGGAGGUGCAAGAGCAUCCUAUCGACGGUGUACAAGUGCGCCCGUCGGAUUCAAUAAGCGAAUACCAUGUCGACCUUGACGGCCCGGAGGGGACGCCGUUUGCUGCUGGUCGCUUUCAUGUUGUUCUCGUGUUUGACGAGCAGUAUCCAGAAGUGCCGCCGAAGGGCUUCUUCCGCACCAAGAUCUUCCACCCCAACAUCUCCGAGCGUGGCGACAUCUGCGUGAAUGCACUAAAGCGUGACUGGAGCUCGACACUUGGGCUGCGCCACAUCCUUGCCGUCAUCCGCUGCCUGCUGAUUGAGCCGAAUCCGGAGAGCGCAUUAAAUGAGGAGGCUGGCAGGCUGAUCUUGGAGGAGUACGCGA